Molecule: messenger RNA, 2988 nt
Organism: Cyphellophora attinorum
Lineage: Eukaryota; Fungi; Ascomycota; Eurotiomycetes; Chaetothyriales; Cyphellophoraceae
Product: putative transcriptional regulatory protein
Exons: 2
Coding region: 1-2988 (995 amino acids)
Biological process (GO): regulation of DNA-templated transcription; DNA-templated transcription
Molecular function (GO): DNA binding; zinc ion binding; DNA-binding transcription factor activity, RNA polymerase II-specific
Source: RefSeq, a predicted model, not a curated record
AUGGAAUCACAAGUCCAAGUUACACACGUGGACGCCGCGCCACCUGUCGAGAACUCAGCAUUGACGGAGAAGCGAGAGAAACCCAGACAUCGGGCUUCAGUUGCAUGCACAUCAUGCAGGGAGAAAAGGACAAGAUGUGUCAUUCCACCGGGCGAGGAGGCAUGCACACAAUGCAAGUUGAACAACCGCGAAUGCGUAGUCAACCACGACGAUGAGCGCCGCAAGCCAUCGAGCAAGGCUUACAUGACCUCCUUGACAGAGCGAAUAACACAGCUUGAAAAUCAACUUCGCGAACGGGAUCAACGAGACGAUCGACCUACAGAACCCGUGGCUAAGCCGCCAGAAUCCUCAGCCAAAGCCUUGCUGUCUGAACCAGGAGAUUCUGCUGCUGUGCAUGAUGCUGUCGUACCACAGCCUCCCUCGAUCUCCUCUUUGCAAGGUGGCGACGUUUUCGCCUCGGGAUCAGACCUCGAUGGCGUGUCGCCCAAGUCUGUCAGCUCAUAUGGCGGGGCCAGCAUGGUCAGCAAGCUGUUAUCGAGCUCAGGUCAUUUGAGCUUCGAUCAGCUCAGCGGUCGUUUGCGGUACUUCGGGCCGGUAGCCAAUUGUCACGUCCACGUUGAGCUAAAGGAUCAAACUCAGGAAGCAAAUCGCAAAGCGAUGGAGCAACAGAGACGGGCCGAGAAGGCAUUACGAUCAAUCUCCAUGGAGACCCAUGAUUACUUGUUGGGCUUGUUCUGGGAGUACUACAACUGCGUCAUACAUGUCGUGCACAGAGCUGCAUUUGAAGAAGGUAUGGAAGCUGGCCGAGGCCCGUACUAUUCUGGAUUCCUCCACCUCUGCAUUCUCGCUGCCGGGUACAAGUUCUGCGACAAAGAGCGACCGGACAUGCAGAAGAUCGCCCUGCCGGACAAGGAAAGCACUCUGCAGCGCGAAGCCAAAUACAUGCUAGAAUACGAGAUUGAGCGGCCGGGUGGAAUUCCAUCAAUCACAGCGCUGCUUAUUCUGGGCGAUCUUGAGACUGGUUCAGGUCGAGACAACCUGGGCUGGCUAUAUGCUGGCAUGGCGAAUCGUUUGUGUUUCGAUAUAGGCCUACAUCUCGACGCCAGCAAUACUGGGGCCAGCCAAAGAGAUAUCGAGAUUGGGCGCAUGACGCUUUGGGCUUGCAUUAUCUACGACAAGUACUGGGCACUAUUCCUUGGUCGACCGACCAUGAUGAAACCGUCAGACCUCGAAGUAUACAGGCUCAGCGUCGAAUUUGAGCGGAUGGGCACGAGCCUACCUUCUGGACCUGCUCAAAGCCGUGAAACCCAGGUCUACGAAGCUUUACUUGACCUCAUGGAAUUGGCGGGCAAAAUAACGGAGAUCAUGGACUCAGCAUCCAAGCUCAGCAGCAACAUCGAUCAUCACGUCUAUUUUCGCAUGUCAGCACUGCAUCGGGAAUUAGAAUCAUGGUAUUCUCGGCUUCCAGAGGCGUUGGCGUGGAACGCAUCUAACAUCUCGACCGCACCGUUCUCCUUUUUCCUGCUCCAUCAGCAGUACAGUGCAACGCUCAUUUUGUUGCAUCGGCCUUUCGCUCGCUACGACGACGCAAAAACCAUUCGCCCUGACCCAGAUGCAGGAGAUAGUAGUGAGGACGACUUGGAUGCGGCUGCAGCAGGGAAGGUGAUGGAUCCCACCAACCAUUUCUCUGCGUUGUCCCGGACGAUCUGCACUCAGCACGCUGUGAGGAUCGCGAAGAUAUUUUGGCAACACCGAACGAGAUUCGAUACGAGGCGAAUCUUUGUGACAGGCCUUCAGCACGCUGGCACUGCUGCAACAGCUCUAGUCGCGGCCCUAGCAUACGUGAAAGAUCGAGGAACGCGAAACAGCAAUAUGCAGUACCUCGAAUGUCUGGCUGCCGCCUUGCAAGAUAUGUCGCACACUUAUGUGCCAGCCGAGAAGAUGUCCAAUGUACUCGCCGCAGUGAUCAUCGAGCUGCGGGAUGCUGUGCCGGAGCCCAGGCAGAAGCCUCCUCGAAGGCGACGCAGCUCACAUCAUGAGAAUCGCCCGAACGGUUCAUUCAAGCGGCAUCAAUCGUUCCAUCACGACGAGACGAGAAAUGGUGGCAACGACUUCCGUCACAGCGCAAGUCAGUCCAUGCUCAAUGGUGCUAACGGAGGUCAAGUCAGACACGAUCAUGUUCUUGGAACACAGCAGCCUCAGGCAUCAAAGCCGGCUGCGAACGUGAUGCCUGGGUCGCUUCCAUCAGGUAGCGAUGGGUGGACAAUGGUCGGCUCGUCGGGCGCAGACAGUGCCUGGUCUGGACUUGCGCAGCACACAAACUUCGACGAAAUCGCGAAUAACAACCACGAGUCAGCUGUCUCAUCGACCCAGACGGGUAGCGACGACGUCUCUGGACAGGUCAAUCUGUCUAACUCAGUUCCUCACGGCCUCAAUUUCACGCAAUAUCGCUCCAACAACGCAUGGAUGGGCGCAGAAACACCUAAUAUGGGCUUCUCCACGCCGCCGCUUACAACACCCUUCUCGAAUCCCCAGGGUCAAAGAUCCCAGCCUCGUCCGGCUGCAAUGCACGAGAUACAAGAUCUUACAUUUCCAGAUUUCGUCGGGCUUCUCAAUCCUGAUGACCGACUUGAUUUUGGUAGUUUGGGCAUGCCAGCUGGUCUUGGGGCAGGAUUUGACUCUGUGGGUCUGGACACGGUUCACAGCGAGAUGGAGACCGAUCAGCCAGACGUGAACGAUGAUUCGAGACUGUACGACGGGAAUACCAUGGUGCCACCAGCGAAAGUGCCAUCAAACAUCGGGUCUGAAUUGCAUCGAACUUUCUCGCAGAAUGGCACGCAUCUCAACUCAAAUUUUUCGGGACCCUACGGCCCUACCGUCGGAAAUUUCUCACGUUCACGCUCCCAAAGCGAAGUCGACAGCCGGACUUUCUCGAAAACAAUGGCUGGGCUGGCCGAUAUCUUGAGGAGAGGCACUGAGGGUCGCUAG